Molecule: messenger RNA, 1249 nt
Organism: Camponotus floridanus (Florida carpenter ant)
Lineage: Eukaryota; Metazoa; Arthropoda; Insecta; Hymenoptera; Formicidae
Product: metaxin-1
Exons: 5
Coding region: 186-1103 (305 amino acids)
Biological process (GO): mitochondrion organization
Cellular component (GO): SAM complex
Source: RefSeq, a predicted model, not a curated record
UCCCUGUGCGCAUUUGCUUUAUUAUCACAAUUCAUGUGAAUAGGUCUUUAUAAAACUUCUAACCUUGUAUAUACAUUCAAUGUGCAGCAUGUUACAUUGUUUACCAAAGGAUUAUACAGUUAUGUGUUAAGAAUUUAAUUGAGUGGACGUGAGUGAUAUUUUGCUGGCGAUGCGAAUUUUCAGAAAUGGAUAAUGCCGAGAUAUUACAAUUGGAUAUAUGGAAAGGUGACUGGGGUCUCCCGUCAGUUGAUAUAGAUUGUUUGCAAGUUCUGGCAUAUGCUAAAUUCAGUGGAAUACCUUUAAAAGUAAAUUUAACAAGCAAUCCAUUUAAAACCCCAAAUGGUCGAUUACCAUUGCUUAGAGCUGGUCUAAAUACUUUGGAUACGGUUAAAGAUAUAUUGCCAUUUUUUAGAGCAAAACAUUAUAAUUCUGACUAUACGUUAACUGAUAAGCAAUGUGCAGAUGUCUUAGCGUAUGAUGCUCUACUUAAAGAAAAAUUAUAUCCAGCUUUGCAAUUUAUAUGGUGGAUAGACAAAAAGAAUCUAGAUGAAUUAAUUAGACCAUGGUAUUGCAAAGCACUGCCCUUUCCAUUUAAAUUCUAUUAUCCAGGAAAAUUCGAGCGGCAAGCACAGGCGUUGAUGCAAAGUUUAUAUUCCAUGGAAGAUAACAUUGAUGUUAUUGAAAAUGAGGUAUACUCGGAGGCACAAAAAUGUUUGACAUUAUUAUCUAUGAGACUUGGAGAUGGAGAUUUUUUUUUUGGACAACAACCUAGUACAAUAGAUGCCAUUGUGUAUUCGUAUUUAGCAUUGUUACUCAAGGCACCAUUACCAAAUCCAGUUUUACAAAAUCAUCUGAGAAAUUGCACAAAUCUAGUGAAGUAUGUAUCGCGUAUAUCACAAAGAUACUUUGAAUAUGAAUAUCAGACUUAUGAAAAGGAUAAAGCUGAAAAAAACGCUGAAAAAUUAGGGGAAGACGAGUGUGAAUUUCCAAAUAAGAGAAGGAAUCAAAUUUUUGCUGCAUUUGUUGCUGCAAUGGCAAUGGCAGGAUAUGCAUUAUCUACUGGUAUUGUAGAGCGUUGGGUUGCAUUAAUGUUUUACACAUAGCAAAAUGCAAUAAUAUUUAGUGAAACGUAUAUUUGAUAUAAGAAAUGAAAAGCUGCUUUAUAUUAGAAGAAAUUACAUUUACAUAGAUCAUUUUAAAGAUAAAAUAAAAAUUGCAAAUAUUGACAUUGAAGCUACAAGUAGCUUUA